UGUUUAAAGUAAAAAAAAAAUAUUUAAAAUAUAAUUGGGUAUAAUAGACUAAUUAUUCAGAUAAUUAAAUAUACCUACGUAUCUAAUUUGAUGACUUGUUUACAUAAUUAAUAUUAUAAACAUAAAACCAAUUACAUGAUGGAUAAUGCAGAAAAGAAUAAAUUAAAACCUAAAUAAGUGAAAUCUAAAUAUCUUUCUAUAACGUGUCCAAUAAAAUAAAUUAAAUUCUGGAAACCAAUACAGUGAAAUACAAAGAAAAUUAAAAUUAGAUUACCGAAAUAUGUAAUAUUUAGAAAAAAAAAUAUUUUGUCUUCAGUUAAAUAAAUACUAACAAGAAUUUAAUAAACAUAAUAUAUAAAUAAAUAAAUAAUAAAUAUACUUAAACAAUACACAUCACUAUCUAGCCCCAAAGUAAGCAUACAGAGUAGCUUGUGUUAUGGGUGCUAAGAUAGUUGAUAUUAUAAUAUUAAUAUACAAUCAUAUACUACAUAUAAAUACUUAUAUAAUGUAUAAAUACACACAGACACUGGAAAAAACCCAUGCUCAUCACACAAAUAUUUUCCAGCUGUGGGAAUCGAACCCACGGCCGUGAAUGCAGAAAGCAGGGUCACUACCCACUGCGCCACGCGGCCGUCAUAUAUUUCUACAUUAAAUCGUAAAACGUAUUUACAGUGUCCACUGAAGAUUGAAGAAAUAGUGAAAAUAUUACUGGAGAAAACAAUUUUGAAGCAAAAAUGAAGUUGAUAUUCAUUAUAUCAGUUUUUUUCGUAACAGUUAUGAGUCAAAACGCCUGGAUGCCGAUAGUGAGUCCUUUGCUCAGCUGGUAUCCCUGCAGGGAUGACCGGGACAUAAACGUGUGGUUUGAACCCGGUCUGAAGCCCAAAAACAGCAACCGGUAUUUUGUGUAUGUAAAUAAACAAUUUCCCAAGGACUGCAAAAUCAAAAUUUCAUUCGACAGCGAAGUGGACGCAGCGUUUGUUGUUCGAACGGCGGAUAACGAAUACUCGAGAAUCUAUCUGUCUGAAGGAGAUACAUUGUCGUUGAACUUCUUCGUGCCUCACCACGGUCUCGGCUUCAUCAUCAGGGGCAGCGAACCGGGGGUCACCCCCUACCUGCGCAGUUUCACCGUUGACAACGUGGAGUACUGCAAGGAUCCUGUUGUGGGUUUCAUGGAGCCCUAUGCAUCCAAAACCGAGGAGCAAGAGUGGUCCACCUGCGGGCGGCGGGUGGUGGAUCACGCCGAGCUGAUGAUCAACGGCGAGGACACCAAGCCCGGUGACUGGCCCUGGCACGCCGCGCUCUACAAACUGGACAAGGAGACCCUAAACAACAAGUACAUAUGUGGUGGAACAAUCAUAUCCAAGAACUUUGUGCUAACAGCUGGACAUUGCGCAUCGUACCGGGGCGCGAAGCUAGAGAGGGAAGUGCUUGGAGUUAUACUUGGCAAGUACAGGCUAAAAGGAGACGACAAAGUGUCUGUAGAAAAAGAGGUGCUUGAAAUAAUCCUUCACAAGGACUUCUCGUACCACCCGCUCAAGCACGACAUAGCGCUGCUCAAGCUCAGCACCGAGGUGGUGUUCACAGAGUUCAUCCGCCCCGCCUGCCUGUUCCGCGCACAGGACAGGGACAAGUUGCGCUCGGACGACAUACAGGGAACCAUCAUCGGAUGGGGUUUCGACAAAUCCGACAAUUUGACUCGUGCACUGAAGAAGGCUAGCAUGCCCAUCGUGUCGGAAGCUACCUGCUUGAAGACCAAUCCGUUCUUCUAUACACGCGGAUUGAAUGAUAUAUAUACCUUUUGCGCCGGAGAUGCGAACGGAACGUCAGCAUGCAACGGCGACAGUGGAGGUGCUUUUCAGGUGUUCGUCCCGGACGAGAUCCAAAUAGGUGACAAGGACACGUCCGGCUCCUGGCACGUGAAGGGCAUCAUCUCCAACACGGUCGCGCGCGACGACGCGCCCAUCUGCGAUCCAAACUACUACGUCAUCUUCACCAACGUGGAGAGCUACAUAGACUGGAUCGAAGAGCAUAUAUAUUAGCUGCUAACAUAGACUUAGUAUAGGCAAACAUAAUAGAUAGAGUGAGUGCCUGUGUGAUUGAAACCCUCAGGCCUAUGUGCGCGCUACCAUAUAUCAGUCCUCGUGACGAGAACACUUAUUUGUUCAACAUCACUUGUUGAAUACGCGGUAAAAUAUAACAUAUGCAGAUAAAGUUUGAAUUUGUUUGUCGAAUGCCGAGUUUCAAUCCCGAACAAGCGAAGGAUACUAUAAUUCAAUAACGAGCGUAGCGAGUGAUUCUAGGUUAGAAUCCUGAGCGUAAUGAGGGAUUCAAAGGCACAAGAGACAAAUACUUUGCUCUCGUGUGAUACAUACAAUUUUUUACCUCAAUAGCGAAAAAAUACAAGAUGUAUAAUCAUAAGCUUUUAUGUAUUUUUCUCUCGACUUUGCCGGUAAAAAGUCCAAUUCGCUGUCAAUUACUUGUUGUUUUAAUUCAAUCGGAGUUAAAUUUUCACUCGUAUCACUCAUGAUUUUUACUUUUACAACAAUUGCGUACCUAAAAUUACAAAAUUUAUUGAAAAAAAAAAUUCUUUUGUUUUUCCCGCUAUUUUUUGCAUCAUUUAUAUAAUUUAUAAAAAAAUAUAACUGUGUAAAAAAGGUUAAA
Bicyclus anynana (squinting bush brown) is the source of this 2661-nucleotide messenger RNA. RefSeq names its product chymotrypsin-C. The record is from RefSeq and is a predicted model, not a curated record. Bases 735 to 2039 code for a protein of 434 amino acids. Gene Ontology annotation, biological process: proteolysis. Lineage: Eukaryota; Metazoa; Arthropoda; Insecta; Lepidoptera; Nymphalidae. The transcript is spliced from 8 exons. Gene Ontology annotation, molecular function: serine-type endopeptidase activity.